UCAAAUAAUAUUGUCACACUAUAUUGUAAACAAAAAUAUUUUUAAAUAAAAAUAUUAAGCUAAAUGCAAAUUAGCUUUAUUAACAUUUGACUGCUACAUUCUGGAUGGUUCAAUUACUAUCUAAUAAAAUGUCUGGGGAUGGCUCUGGCGGGGUCGGCGGUGGAACACAAGUGGCACUAGUCACCGGAGGCUAUGAUCACACAAUUAAACUUUGGCAGGCACACAGCGGAGUCUGUUUACGUACCAUGCAACAUCCUGAUUCUCAAGUAAAUGAUUUGGAAAUAACACCAAAUGGACAAAUGGUUGCCGCUUGCGGAUAUCAGCAUAUUAGGAUGUAUGAUUUGGCCAGCGCUAAUCCAGACCCUGUUAUGAACUUUGAAGCUAUCACUAAAAAUGUCUCUAGAGUAGGAUUCCAAGAGAAUGGACAAUGGAUGUACACAGGAGGUGAAGAUUGCACAGCAAGAAUUUGGGAUCUAAGGGCGGGGAGGCCGUUCCAAUGCCAGCGUAUCUUUGAAGUGCCGGCACCAGUGAAUGCGGUGGUGCUGCACCCCGACCAGUCACAGAUCAUGGUGGGAGGACAGAGUGGCAUCAUACACAUAUGGGACCUCAAGACUGAUCACAAUGAACAAUUGAUCCCGGAAGCGGAGGCGUCUAUCCAGGACAUAGCGAUAGACCCGUCAGGCAAGCUGAUGGCGGCGGUGAACAACAAGGGCAGCUGCUACGUGUGGUCGCUGGCCGGCAGCCCGCCGCGCCCCGCGCCCCGCAAGCACCUGCGCGCGCACGCCAAGUACGCGCUGCGCUGCAGGUUCAGCCCCGACUCCACCAUGCUGGUGACGACGUCGGGCGACUGCUCGGCGCGCGUGUGGCGCACCAGCGACUGGUCGCUGCUGCGCGAGCUGCGCCACGACGCGCAGCGCUGGGUGUGGGACGCCGCCUUCAGCAUCGACUCCCACUAUCUCUUCACUGGUUCCUCAGACAGCUACGCGAGGCUGUGGGACCUUGAGAAAGGCACAUUGGAGAGGGAGUACUGCGGACAUCAGAAACCUAUCACGGCUUUAGCAUUUAGAGAUCAAGCGGUGUAGAAAUAAUUACUAAAAAAACAUAGCGUAUUAUAUCAUGCUUGUAAAUUUAAAAUGUAACUUUAAUAUCUUUACUUUAAUGUAGGAUUCCACUGCAGUGACACAUAAUGAAGAUGGAAAUAUUAAUAAAAUGUAAAAGCAGUGGAGUACCGCGGUUAUCUUUAAUAUAAUUUACUGGCAGUGUAAAUACUUAUGUCAGGUUGUAUAUACCACUGUGGUAUUGUGUUCUCAUCAUGGAUGUAUUACUAGAACCGGAUAGACCUCUUGUCGAAAAAUUGAAGAAAUGCGAGACCUCAAUAACGGUACUAUUUUCCCCUCUCUGGCUAUAGUGACCAUAUUGAAAUAUAAUUUUAGGACAAUAAUUAUAAAAAAAAUAUUCGUGAUCUGACGUCAGCAGAGCAUGGCUUUAGAUGGUUUUUAAUCGAAAGUGCUAAUGAUAAACUUCCAAAAGGAUGUUUGGAAUUCGUUAGACCAAAUAAUCUAUUAAGCAUCCUUACGUACUCAACUGUGGCUUCUGUGUGGAACUAGGAUUUACGUAAUUCUUCCCUAACAAAUUAUGUUUAAAACUAUUACCUAUGAAAGGAUAAACCACAAUAAGGAUAGUACUCGCUUCUGCAAGCUUCCACAACACAAGUUCUUACCAUUUUAACAAGGCAAUUCAAAAAAUAAUACGGAUUUCAAAAACGCCGCCAUUGAAGUCCGAUUCGGCGAUGUCAUGCGGUGUUGUCAGUUCAGGUGUUCGAAUUUCAAACAAAUAAAAGAAAACCUGUAUGCCAAUCGCUUUGCGUUAGUAAAGUUUUACAUGUAGCAACAAAUAAUAUUGCUUUGUUGUGUCGGUAAUAAAUGAUUAUUAAUAUUUAAAAACAUUUUGAAAGUAAUUAUUUUUACUGCAUUAAUUUCAUCAAUUGCCUAUUUUUCUAUUAACAACGACAGGUUUGAUAUCUGGCAACUCUAAGUCACUGUUAGAAAGGGAAAUAUCGGACAAAUGUAGCCGUCUUUUCUAUUUUAUUUUGCGUGCAACAAGACUCUUACGCCCUUAGUAUAAGGUUUUAUUUUAACUGCAAGAGGUACACUGUUGUAUUAUUACCUCCAUGGUUCUCAUUUACUAAGUAAAUGUUAUAUGUAAGUUUGAUUUUCUUCUAUGAAAUAAAACACAAAUAUACACUACAGUUGUUUUAUUUUAUCAAAGCGAGGAAAGCUUAUAUAUUAAAAGCUUAAAUAAACAGAUCCAGUUUUACGUAACAGUUAAAUAGAUUACAGUAUCACCAAAUAAAUCGAUACAAAUUCAUCAGCAAGAUAUUUUUUUUAUGACCUUAGGCUAUUGAGAUAAUAGAGUAUUUUUUUUUUAUAUUCAUGUAAACUACAAACAUCUAAGAUGGCAAUGGACUUAUAAAUUAUAAAUUUUCUUGCUGUUUAUUUUCUCUAGAUUAUUCUCGAACUGUCUUCACGCAAAUCUUGACAUGUUAAAAAUUAUUGUAAAGAUAAUUAUUUGGUAACACUGUAUAUGAAAUUUGACAUCACAACAUUUCUUAGUAUAUUUAGGCAAAAUAGUGAAAAGUAAAUGGAAUGUAUACAUUUGCAAAUAUUUUAUUUUGUUUAAUAAAAGGUUGUGAUGCUUUGACAAACUUAUCACAGUAUUAUAUUUGUUUCGUUAGAUUUUAAAAACUAAAAUACAUAAUCUGAAAUUAUUAAAAACAAUGUACGAGUUUCAUGUUUUUUUUAAAUGCACAUUUUCACUAUUAAUGGAAAAGAAAUCGUUUGUCCUCUGUACAUUUCUAAACAUUGACCAGAUUUAAUGUAAAUUCUUGAUCAACAUCAAAAUUAUACAUGUAGGAAUUUUUCAAACAAACAAUAAGUUUUUUAAGCUUUCAGAUAUAAUAAAUUCUCAUAUGUUAUAACAUACAUAAUUACUUAACAGUUAAAUAUUUCUUAAUGUUAAUAAGUAUAUUUGGGAUGUUACUUUUUUUUAAAUAAUAAUUUAGACUAGAACAUAAUUGAUCAGUUUAAUACGACUUAUAUUAUCUUGUAUAAAAUAAAAAGGUAUCCUUUUUGUAUUAGU
Messenger RNA from Papilio polytes (common Mormon), 3138 nucleotides. RefSeq names its product target of rapamycin complex subunit lst8 (gene Lst8). Gene Ontology annotation, molecular function: protein binding. The coding region runs from base 105 to 1082 and encodes 325 amino acids. Gene Ontology annotation, cellular component: TORC2 complex; TORC1 complex. NCBI's taxonomy places the organism in Eukaryota, Metazoa, Arthropoda, Insecta, Lepidoptera, Papilionidae. Gene Ontology annotation, biological process: TOR signaling; regulation of actin cytoskeleton organization. The record is from RefSeq and is a predicted model, not a curated record. The transcript is spliced from 8 exons.